This is a messenger RNA of Cornus florida, 1762 nucleotides long. RefSeq names its product CBL-interacting serine/threonine-protein kinase 6. Bases 260 to 1573 code for a protein of 437 amino acids. Gene Ontology annotation, molecular function: protein kinase activity; ATP binding. The record is from RefSeq and is a predicted model, not a curated record. Gene Ontology annotation, biological process: protein phosphorylation; signal transduction. Lineage: Eukaryota; Viridiplantae; Streptophyta; Magnoliopsida; Cornales; Cornaceae. The transcript has a single exon.
AUCGACCCUUGUUUCUGCAAACCCUAGAAACGAAGGAGGUUAUUUAUUUCUGCUUCAGUUCAGGGAAUGCGGAAAAAUGAUGAGAGCUUCGCUGUCUAAUCCUGACUCCGUUGGGAGGGCCAAAAAAGCCAUCGCCGGCCGGAAUUGCCACCGGAAACACGUGGAGGACGGGUGAUUAAUUCCUCCGCCUCUAUUACUAUUUGUAACUACUGUAAGUUUUUCCGUUUCCAUUCUUCUCUCCUAAUCCUAUCAAUAUCAAAUGACGAAAAUCAGUGAGAAAUGUAACGGCCAUCACGUGCUUCAUGGAAAGUACGAGCUCGGACGUCAAUUAGGUCACGGCACGUUCGCCAAGGUGUAUCAUGCUCGCAACUUGAAGACGGGCAAGAACGUGGCGAUGAAAGUGGUUGGGAAAGAGAAGGUGAUUAAAGUUGGGAUGAUGGAUCAAGUCAAGCGAGAAAUAUCGGUAAUGAAGAUGGUGAAGCAUCCGAACAUAGUGGAGCUUCACGAGGUCAUGGCCAGCAAAACCAAGAUCUACUUCGCCAUGGAGCUCGUCCGCGGCGGCGAAUUGUUCAGCAAGGUCGCCAACGGUCGCCUCCGCGAGGAAGUAGCGAGAAAUUACUUCCAGCAGCUGAUCUCCGCCAUCGACUUCUGCCACAGCCGCGGCGUCUACCACCGCGAUCUGAAGCCGGAGAACCUCUUAUUGGACGACGAUGAAAAUCUUAAGGUCACCGAUUUCGGACUCAGCGCGUUGUCGGUUCACCUAAGGCAGGACGGACUCUUGCACACUACAUGUGGUACGCCGGCAUACGUAGCGCCGGAUGUGAUCGGAAAGAAAGGAUACGACGGAGCGAAGGCAGAUAUUUGGUCCUGCGGAGUCAUUCUGUUUGUUCUCUUAGCUGGAUUUUUACCGUUUCAGGAUGAUAACGUCGUUGCGAUGUAUCGAAAAAUCCACAGAGGAGACUUCACGUGUCCGCCGUGGUUCUCGUCGGAAGCUCGAAGACUGAUCACGAAAAUGUUAGAUCCGAAUCCUGAUACUCGGAUUACGAUAGCGAAAAUCAUGGAUUCGUCAUGGUUCAAGAAGUCGGUGCCAAAGUCUUUGAUGACGAAAGAAGAGCAUGAGUUCGAAUGUGCAAGUGUUGUUGAAGAUGGUGAAAAGAGGAAGGAAACAGAGACAUUGAAUGCGUUUCAUAUAAUUUCAUUAUCGGAAGGGUUCGAUUUGUCGCCAAUGUUCGAGGAGAAGAAGAGGGAAGAGAAGGAGCAUAUGAGGUUCGCGACGAUGAGACCGGCGAGCAGCGUGAUAUCGAUACUGGAGGCGUUGGCCAAGGCGAUGAAGUUCAGCGUCAAGAAGAGCGACUCCGUUGUGAGAUUGCAGGGGCAAGAGAGCGGACGGAAGGGUAAGUUGGGGAUCGAGGCGGACAUCUUGGCCGUGACGCCGUCGUUUCUGGUGGUGGAGGUGAAGAAGUCGAGUGGUGACACUCUGGAGUACAAUCGGUUCUGUAGCAAGGAGCUCCGACCGGCGCUCAAGGACAUCGUCUGGACGUCGUCAACCGGAGACUCAACUACGCCUGCUUGAAAAGAUCUGAAAUUGGAGUUGAGUAAUUGCUUUUUAGAUUCAAAAUAGAAUCUGUGUUUUGUGAUAUGUUAUUCUUGUGUGUGACGGUGUGUUUAGAUUGUGAAAUAUGGAAUGGUACUCGAAUCAGAAAUUGAUUUGUUCGAUGCAACUAAUAACUUAUUAAUUGUGAUUAUGUUUGUUUGUGCUUAA